AGAAGCAAGCUAGUGAGAGAAAUAGGUAAAUCAUUGUUGCCUCUGUCUGUGCAUACUGUGUGAAGAUAGCUUCAGGGGGAGAAAGAUUAAAAAGAAUAAAAUGAGAAGAACAAAGAAUAGUUAGACAGGAAAGCCUGUCUCCCAGGCAAGAGACAGGUUGUACAGAACAUGCCAUUCUGUGCUUUUUCUUCCUGAUCUCCUGGGCUGCUGCACAACUGUCACUUCGAACCCCAAGAUGUGCAUUACUAACAGUGAGCUGCUGUUACUCCUCAUGGGGGUUAUUUGUAUUACAGAGUCCCGUGCUGUAUCACACACUCUUCAGAAAGAUCCUAAGUGCGGGCAGAAAGUUCAUGAGACAAGACCAUGGAGUGACUUUAACCUUUUCACUCGGAUUGUUGGGGGGAACCAGGUGAAACAGGGCUCACAUCCAUGGCAGGUUUCCUUGAAACGAAGAGAAAAGCAUUUCUGUGGAGGCACCAUAGUUUCUGCUCAGUGGGUGGUCACGGCAGCUCACUGCGUCGCAGACAGGAACCUACUCAAGUAUUUGAACGUCACUGCAGGAGAGCAUGACUUAAGAAUCAGGGAGAAUGGAGAGCAGACAUUGCCUGUUAAAUAUAUCAUUAAACAUCCAAACUUUGACCCACGAAGGCCGAUGAACUAUGACAUAGCCCUUCUUAAGCUGGAUGGAACCUUCAACUUCAGUUCAUCAGUUUUGCCGGCAUGCCUUCCUGAUCCAGGUGAAAAAUUUGAAGCGGGAUAUAUCUGCACUACUUGUGGCUGGGGCCGUUUAAGAGAGAAUGGAGUGCUCCCUCAGGUUCUAUAUGAAGUCAAUCUACCAAUUCUAAAUAGUAGGGAAUGUUCAACAGCAUUGUCAACUUUAAAGAAGCCCAUCCAAGGUGACACUAUACUGUGUGCUGGAUUUCCAGAUGGAGGAAAAGAUGCCUGCCAGGGAGACUCUGGGGGUCCUCUCUUGUGCCAACGUAAGCACGGUGCCUGGAUUCUCGUUGGUGUGAUUUCCUGGGGGAUGGGAUGUGCUCGUGGCUGGAGAGGUAAUGAGAAGAGGAAACAUUAUGAAAGAGGGUCUCCUGGAAUAUUCACAGACCUCAGUGCAGUGCUUUACUGGAUUCAAGAAAAUAUGAGCGCUGAUCUGAAAAUGAAAAGUUCUACACCAUUUUGUAGUGUUCAGGAUGGCAAGCUCCCAGACAGUGAAGGAGAAUUAAAUUUUCCUGGAAGUUCUGAACAGUUCUAUCAAAGCCAUCAGUUGUGUGUAUGGACUCUGUUUGUAUCAGAAGGAAAUUAUAUAUUGCUUCGUUUUUCCCACUUCGAUAUAGAGCUGGAAACGUUUUGCGACUAUGAUUCUUUAUCAGUCUAUUCAAAAGACAACAGACUUGUUGGGAAAUUCUGUGGAGGAGAUCUUCCAUUACCUAUUUUGAUUGGGUCCGACAAUAUAAGGCUGAAAUUUGUUUCUGACAACAAGGAUCAUGGGACUGGUUUUUCUAUGACUUAUAAAGCUCUUACACCACGUAUCCAUCCUGAUUCUGGCUGUGAGUCCUUAGCUGUCCUUUUUGAAGAAGGAGUGUUGCAAAGUAUGCACUAUCCAGAGCACUACAGCAAUCUGGCAGACUGUCAAUGGAUUAUUUGUGCGCCAGAAGACCAUGUAAUAAAGCUUACAUACCAGUCUUUUGAAGUAGAAGAGAGUGAAGAUUGUUCUUAUGAUGCUGUUACUGUGUAUGAAGAUGUGGAAAAAGAAGAGGAAAUUGCUAGAUCAUGUGGGUUUGUCCUACCAGCGCCUGUUCUAAGCUCCUCUUCCAUGAUGCUGGUUGUCUUUCACUCUGAUGAAACAGAGAACUUUGAAGGAUUCAGAGCUACAAUCACUUUUGUACAUGUUACAGAUUUAGAUACCUUGGAUUCUGCUAGUGUACAAGUAUUUGAAAAUACGAAUAUGACCGAAGAAGAACUGCAGGUUACAGCAGAUGAUGUUUGUGGAAUGCCUUCAAAUCAGCCGAGAUUCAUCUUCAGUAGGAUAAUUGGAGGUGAAGAGGCUGUACCACACUCAUGGCCUUGGCAGGUCAGCAUACAAAUUUCAGAUCAACAUAUCUGUGGAGGAGCAGUUGUUGCCAAAGAAUGGAUUGUCACAGCUGCUCACUGCUUUAAUUCUAAGGAACUCUUCAGAAACUUAUGGAUGGUGGUCACAGGAAUUCAUGAUCUUACAGAGCAAGAAUACAGACAGAAAAGAUCAGUAAAGCAAUACAUUAUACAUCCGAGCUUUAACAAGAUCACUAUGGACUCUGACAUUGCUUUACUGCAACUGGCUGAGCCCUUAGAAUUCAACCACUAUGUGCAUCCUGUGUGUCUCCCUGCAAAGGAAGAAGUGGUUCAGCCCUCCAGUGUAUGCAUUGUCACAGGGUGGGGAGCACAGGAAGAAGAUAGGGAAAAGAAUAAAAAGUUGCAUCAGCUGGAAGUUCCCAUCUUGAUGCUUGAAGCAUGUCAGACCUAUUACAUAAAUCUUCCGAGUAGAGUGACUCAGAGGAUGAUCUGUGCUGGGUUCCCUCUGGAAGAAGGCAAGGAUUCAUGCACAGGUGAUUCUGGUGGCCCAUUAGUUUGUCCUUCAAAAGAUGGCUCAGGAUUUUACACCCUUAAUGGAAUCACUAGCUGGGGCUUGGGCUGUGGAAGAAAGAGCUACCCAGGAGUAUACACAAAUGUUGGUGUUUUUGUGGACUGGAUCAAGCAGAGCAUUAACAGUAGCGAUCUGCCCGUUUUCAUGGUGUAACUGUCAAAAGAGUUGUGAUGGACUACACUGUAGAAUGCUUCCAAAGUACAGAUGUCACUAAAAGCAAAAUUUGGUGAGAGCGUAUUAGUUUGUGACUGCUGAAGAGAUCAUGGAGUAGCUGAUACUUAACUUGAUCAAUUUACUGCUUGUUUUCCUGAUUGAGACCUCAACCUUACAUGUGUGUUCUUGGGAUAUACAUAAGUUACUUACAGGUUUCUGACACUGUCAAUCUAUACUAGAAGGAAGGAUAGGUCACCACACACUGUAUGUCAAGCAUGCACUCAAAUGCAGCCCUGGAGAAAACAAAAAUCUAUGCAAAAUAAGCAUGUAUGUUAAACAACUGAAGUCAGUUAUCUUUCCCUAAGGUCAGUGAGAGUGUUAGUUCUGGCUCUGAGGGGACCCAGGCAGUGGUGGUACAUCUUUAAGGAUCAAAAUAACACUGUCUAGUGAUUAGUCAUGUAAAUCAAUCCAAUUGCUUGCAAAAUAGUAUUUUAAUAUGCACAAACGAUGGUCCUUAGAAGCCUGAUCUGA
Lagopus leucura (white-tailed ptarmigan) is the source of this 3301-nucleotide messenger RNA. RefSeq names its product ovochymase 2 (gene OVCH2). Gene Ontology annotation, molecular function: serine-type endopeptidase activity. The record is from RefSeq and is a predicted model, not a curated record. Bases 236 to 2770 code for a protein of 844 amino acids. Gene Ontology annotation, biological process: acrosome reaction; proteolysis. The transcript is spliced from 22 exons. NCBI's taxonomy places the organism in Eukaryota, Metazoa, Chordata, Aves, Galliformes, Phasianidae.